CUCAACUCAAAUUGAGCUUUUUGGCAAUUCAGCUUUUCAAUCUUCCUCAUCCUUUAUCGAUAUUUGAGUGAGCAGCAUUGAUAGAAUUGAGGUCGUUGGGCCAGGUUGAGAAUGGAACUCCAUCAACUCCGCCUCCUUAUUGGGAUAGUGAUUACGGCAAUGAUGGAGAAAAUGACAAGUGGUGCGCUUCCAAAAUCCAUCGCGCUCCAAGACGGCCCAGCAGACAUAUUUGCACAAGAUGGUUCUUUUUUCUACCGCCAUGGCACCAGUGACGUCGUUUCUGGCUACGAACAAAGUCAACCCGCCUACAGUCCCGCCACGAAGAUCAUAGUCGAGCAAUCCACAGUCAACAACAAAUACGUGCACCUUCGAUUUUAUAUCAACAACAGAUACUGGAGUAGAGAUACACGAGACAACGCCAUCGUAGCCAUAUCGAAUCAGCCCAUAGAAGACACCACGGACCCAUCGUGCACGCUCUUCGAGCCCAACUUCCCAUCCCAGAAUGAGGUCAACUUCACUCACGUCCAGACCGGGUGGCGCGUGAUAGUGAAAGAAGUAGUAGUACUCGAUCGUCUCAGCUCCCGUCUGUACGUGGAAGAAAAUAGCAGCGGCACGAACCUAGGGUUUGUGGAUAGGGAGACGCUGAUUAUACUGCCUGAUCAUCCGAUAGCAUUCAUUCACGGGAAGUACCUCAAAGCUUACGACGUCAACGGGAAGCGGCUGCAGUUUGGAUCAGACAAAGCUACCGAUAAAGAAUCUCUGCACUCGCCGAGUAUGAUGUCUAACGGAAUGGUUGUUAUAUCUUCAACCUAUUUCGACUCCCUCUGGUGGGUGAAUACGUCCAAUGACUCUAACUGGAUCUACGGCGGCGACUACACAACACAGGUCUCUCCCCGCGCCGCUAUAUUCAAGGUGGUCAAAAUCGACGAAAUCGCCAUUGCACUUCUAAACCCCUCCGUCAACAAGUACUGCGUUCGAUCAACGGACAACUGCCUAGCUGCCACGAGCGACGACAUCACAUCAGAAGCGAUCAUCUUUGUGGAUGAGCUUGUCACGGAGAGGCAGAUUCUCAACUUGGCGUAUAUAUUAGCUGACCAAAGGAUAUAUGGGGAGACACCUUUUAUAGCAGGCACCACCACACUCACCAACGAGGAGGAUGUGGACCUAAUCAUGCCUGUGGAGAUCACCUAUACAGAUGAAAAGUCUUAUACUUUUAGCCGCGGGGGUGGUCGAUUGAAUGCCAAUGUGAAAAGCACCAUCUCUACAACGCCAUGGUUCAUUUCGACCGGAAGACUUGUCAUCCCUGGUGCUAUUAUUAUAAACGAGGCGUUUGAGUGGGACACCGCCGAUACUACUGAAACUGAAGUUACGGCUGUGGGCACGGUUUCUGUGCCCAAGAAUAGUACGGUCACAGUUAGUUAUGUUGGGACAAAGGGCAUCUGCAGUAUCCCUUUUACUUACACUAAAGCAGACAAGAGUGCUAUCGAUGGCCAAACUACGUAUCAAAAUCGUAUCCGAGGUGGUAUAUACGAGGGAGUCAGCUAUUACAACUUCAGCUUUCAAGUCGUCAACAACUAACUCUCU
Messenger RNA from Salvia hispanica, 1584 nucleotides. NCBI's taxonomy places the organism in Eukaryota, Viridiplantae, Streptophyta, Magnoliopsida, Lamiales, Lamiaceae. The record is from RefSeq and is a predicted model, not a curated record.